Chaetura pelagica (chimney swift) is the source of this 16527-nucleotide messenger RNA. It is a transcript of the gene HMCN1, whose product is annotated as hemicentin 1. Gene Ontology annotation, cellular component: neuronal cell body; axon; plasma membrane. Gene Ontology annotation, molecular function: calcium ion binding; axon guidance receptor activity. The record is from RefSeq and is a predicted model, not a curated record. The transcript is spliced from 108 exons. The coding region runs from base 1 to 16527 and encodes 5508 amino acids. Gene Ontology annotation, biological process: homophilic cell-cell adhesion; synapse organization. NCBI's taxonomy places the organism in Eukaryota, Metazoa, Chordata, Aves, Apodiformes, Apodidae.
AUGGAGCUCAAGGUUAUGGAGUCGGGGCGGGCCGCCCUGCAGCUCCUGUUGCUGCUCCUGCAGCUCCUGCAGCUCCUGUUGCUGCUCCUGCCGCCCACCCCGUGCCGCGCUGCCCCCGAGCCGGGCGGGCAGGCGGUGCCGGACGGAGCCUCCACCUUGACCUUCGUCUUUGACGUGACCGGCUCCAUGUACGACGACCUGGUGCAAGUGAUCGAAGGGGCGUCCAAGAUCCUGGAGACGUCGUUGAAAAGACCCAAGAGGCCGCUGUACAACUUCGCUUUGGUGCCGUUCCACGAUCCAGAAAUUGGUCCGGUGACAAUAACCACUGAUCCCAAGAAAUUUCAAUUUGAACUCAGGGAACUUUAUGUUCAGGGUGGUGGGGACUGUCCAGAGAUGAGCAUCGGGGCAAUAAAGAUUGCUCUAGAAAUUUCUCUUCCUGGUUCUUUCAUCUAUGUAUUUACUGAUGCACGAUCCAAAGACUACAGACUUGCCCAUGAAGUGCUUCAGCUCAUUCAGCAGAAACAAUCACAGGUAGUGUUUGUACUCACUGGAGACUGUGAUGACAGAAAUCACAUUGGCUACAAGGUCUAUGAAGAAAUUGCCUCAACAAGUUCUGGUCAAGUUUUUCACUUGGACAAAAAACAAGUUAAUGAGGUUUUGAAGUGGGUUGAAGAAGCAGUUCAAGCCUCCAAAGUGCAUCUCUUGUCUACAGACCAUUUGACCAUGGCUGUAAAUACUUGGCAGAUCCCUUUUGAUCCAAGUUUGAAAGAGGUUACGGUGUCCUUGAGUGGUCCUUCACCAGCAAUUGAAAUUCAUGAUCCAUUAGGCAAGCAGAUCAGUAAAGGAUCAGGACUGAAUGAAUUGCUCAAUAUCCACAACUCUGCAAAGGUUGUAAAUGUCAAAGAUCCAGAGCCUGGAACAUGGACAAUCAAGACCUCGAGCAGUGGAAGGCACUCGGUUCGGAUCACGGGUCUCAGCACUAUUGACUUUCGAGCUGGGUUUUCUAGGAAGCCAACGUUAGACUUUAAAAAAACAGCCAGCAGGCCAGUGCAAGGAAUUCCUACUUUUGUGCUGCUAAAUACCUCAGGGAUCUUGCUUCCAGCUAGAGUAGACCGACUGGAACUUCUGAGUAUUACAGGAGAACUUCUUAAGACCUUGCCUGUGAAAUACUAUCCUGAGAGAAAGCCCUAUGGACUAUGGAAUAUUUCUGACUUCAUUCCACCAAAUGAAGCCUUUUUUGUUAAAAUAAUGGGCUAUGACAAGGAUGAUUAUCUUUUUCAGAGAGUUUCGAGUGUUUCGUUUUCUAGUAUUACUCCUGAUGCUCCAAAGGUUACAAUGCCCACCAAGACUCCAGGAUAUUACUUACAGCCAGGGUCUGUUCCUUGCCAUGUAGAAAGUCUUGUACCUUUUACUCAACGUUUUACUAAAAAUGGAGUAAAACUAGGAGUGGAUCAGUUCUUCAAAGAAUCAUCCAGUAUGAGUUGGGAAAUUGCCACGGUCUCCUUGUCUGAUGAAGGCUUUUAUGAGUGUUUGGCGACCAGCAGUGCCGGCACCGGGCGCGCGCAGACCUUCCUGGAUGUGUCAGAGCCUCCACCCAUGAUUCAGGUUCCUAACAACGUGACGGUUGUCCCUGGUGAAGGAGCCAUCCUGACCUGCCUAACUUCAAGCACAGUGCGUUACAAUCUCACCUGGCUGAGGAAUGGCAGGGAUGUGAGGGAGAAGGAGCCCCUGCGGAUCAGGGUGAUGAGCAACCUGUCUUUAGAGGUGAAGUCUGUGAAGCUCACGGAUGCUGGCAAGUACAACUGCAUUGCUUCUAAUGAAGGUGGAUCCACUGCGGCCUCAGUCUUCCUUACGGUGCAAGAACCACCCAGGGUUGUCAUUUCCCCUAAGAAUCAGACUUUUACAGAAGGUUCUGAAGUGUCUAUCAGGUGUUCUGCAACAGGGUAUCCAAAGCCAACAGUAGUAUGGACACACAAUGACAUGUUUAUCAUUGGUUCAAGCAGGUACAGAUUGACUCCAGAAGGCACCUUAAUCAUAAGAAAGACAGUUCCAAAAGAUGCAGGAAUUUAUGGUUGCUUGGCAAGUAACUCAGCUGGAACAGAGAAACAGAUAUCCAUCCUUAUCUACAUUGAGGGCCCAACGUUGACUGUAGUUCAAAGUGAAAUUCUGGUUGCUCUGGGAGACACAACUACUAUGGAGUGUAAAACAACUGGAAUCCCGCAUCCCCGAGUUAAAUGGUUUAAAGGUGACCUAGAGUUGAGGGAAUCGCCAUUUCUCAUUAUUGAUACUCAUCGGGGUCUUUUGAAGAUCCAGGAAACACAAGAUCUGGAUGCUGGUGACUAUACCUGUGUGGCUACCAAUGAUGCAGGGAGAGCUUCUGGAAAGAUAACUCUAGAUGUUGGCUCUCCCCCAGUUUUCACGCAGGAGCCCAGCGAUGAGUCUGCAGAUAUUGGGGCAAACAUCACGCUGCCGUGCUACGUGCAGGGGUACCCAGAGCCCAGGGUUAAAUGGAGGAGGUUGAAUGGUGCUUCCCUUUUCUCAAGACCGUUUGCAGUCAGUUCCAUCAGUCAGCUCAGAACAGGAGCUCUGUCCAUUAACAGUUUGUGGGUCAGUGAUGAAGGAACUUACAUCUGUGAGGCUGAGAACCAGUUUGGAAGGAUUCAGUCCCGGCCAGCCACAGUCACAGUGACUGGACUGGUUACACCUCUGAUUGGAAUAAGUCCAGCCACAGCCAAUGUAAUUGAGGGGCAGCAGCUCACUUUGCCCUGUAUUCUGCUUGCUGGGAACCCCAUUCCAGACAGGAGGUGGAUUAAAAACAGUAUGGUGCUGGUCCCCAACCCCUACCUGAACGUCCGCGGUGACGGGAGCCUGCACCUCGAGAGGGUUCGGCUGCAGGAUGGGGGUGACUACACCUGCAUGGCAAGUAAUGUGGCUGGGACAAGCAACAAGACUACUACUGUCAAUGUGUACGUUCUGCCUGUUAUUCAGCAUGGACAGCAGAUAUUCAGCACCAUUGAAGGAAUCCCAGUAACAUUACCAUGCAAAGCAAGUGGAGUUCCCAAGCCAUCUAUUGUCUGGUCCAAGAAAGGAGAAGUGAUUCUUCCCAGCAAUGUGAAAUUUUCAGCAGGGUCUGAUGGAAGUCUGUAUGUAGUUUCACCAGGAGGUGAAGAGACUGGGGAAUAUGUGUGUACUGCCACCAAUGCUGCUGGUUACGCUACACGGAAAGUCCAGCUGACUGUCUAUGUGAAACCUAGAGUAUCCAGGCCUGGAGACCAGCAAGGAAAUGCACAUGAUAAACCCAUAGAGAUCUCAGUAAUUGCAGGGGAAGAUGUCACACUUCCAUGUGAAGUAAAGAGCUUGCCACCCCCCAUAAUUACCUGGGCCAAAGAAAUGCAGCUCAUAUCUCCAUUCUCUCCAAGACACACUUUCCUACCCUCAGGGUCAAUGAAGAUCAGUGAGACACAAGUUUCAGACAGUGGAAUGUAUAUCUGUGUAGCCACAAAUAUUGCUGGGAAUGUGACUCAGUCAGUGAAGCUAAGUGUACAUGUUCCUCCCAAGAUACAGCGUGGGCCUCGAGUCUUGAAAGUCCAAGCUGGUCACAAAGUCGACAUCCCCUGCAGCGCCCAGGGGGUCCCUCCCCCAACAACCACCUGGUUCAAAGGCAGGAGUCCUGUGCCAAUGGAUGGUGGGCAGUUCAUCCACAGCCUGGAUGGAGCUCUCAGCAUCACCAGUGUCCAGCUUCCUGAUGCUGGAAUCUACAAGUGUGUUGCUAGUAAUGCAGUGGGCAGUGACACGUCAGAGAUAACAGUACAAGUUCAAGAGUCUCCUACAAUCGAGGAUCUGGACCCUCCAUACAAUAGUCCCUUUCAAGAAAGAGUGGCAAAUCAACGGGUUGCAUUCCCAUGCCCAGCCAAAGGUAUUCCAAAGCCUGUCAUCAAAUGGCUGCGUAAUGGAAGAGAGUUGACAGGCAGUGAAGCAGGGAUUUCCAUUCUGGAAGAUGGGACACUGCUGAUCAUAGCUUCUGUUUCUCCUUCUGAUAAUGGAGAGUAUAUCUGUGUGGCCAGCAAUGAAGUUGGAAGCAUAGAAAGAAAGUACAACCUGAAAGUUAAUGUUCCUCCUGAGAUAAGAGAUCAAGAAAAGGUGACAAAUACAUCUGUAGUUGUCCAUCACCCUGUCAGUCUCUUCUGUGAAGUAUCUGGUAACCCUUUCCCAGUCAUCUCCUGGUAUAAAGAAGAUAUCCAGGUUGUGGAAAGCAGUACUCUCCAGAUUUUGCACAAUGGGAAGAUUCUGAAGCUCCUUAAAGCUGCUACUGAUGAUGCUGGACAAUAUUCAUGCAAAACCAUCAAUGUAGCAGGAAGUUCUGAGAAGCUGUUCAACCUAGAUGUACUAGUUCCACCAAGUAUCAUAGGUGCUGAUAGCCCUGGUGAAAUGGCAGUCAUCCUCAACCAGGAAAUCAGUCUGGAAUGCAGAGCCAAAGGCUUCCCUUUUCCUGACAUUCACUGGUUCAAAGAUGGCAAGCCCCUGUUUUUGGGGGAUCCCAAUGUUGAGCUUCUGGACAGAGGUCAAGUUCUACACAUCAGGAACGCUCGAAGGGUUGACAAAGGUCGUUACCAAUGCAGUGCCACCAACACUGCUGGCAAACAAGUGAAGGAGGUCAAGGUGGUAAUCCAUGUCCCUCCUAGUAUCAAGGGAGGGAAUAUCACCACAGAGGUGUCGGUGCUUCUUAACAAUCUUAUCAAUUUGGAGUGUGAGACCAAGGGAACCCCUGCUCCUACCAUUACGUGGUACAAGGAGGGACGCCCCAUUAUUUCCAGCCCUCAAGCUCAGUAUGUGGACAGAGGGCAAUUCCUGCAGAUCCCCCGGGCCCAAGUGUCAGACUCUGCAAAGUUCACCUGCCGUGUGACCAGUGCUGCUGGAGCUGCUGAAAAAAAAUAUGAUGUGAAUGUCUAUGUUCCUCCUGUAAUUGAGGGUGAUGCUGACACAGCCCAGAACAGGCAGGUAGUUGCUGGCAAUUCACUGACAUUGGAGUGCAAAGCUGCUGGCAACCCUCCACCUCUCCUUACCUGGCUAAAAGAUGGUGUGCCUGUGAAAGCAAGUGACAACCUGCACAUUGUGUCUGGUGGGAAGAAGCUGGAGAUCCUGAAUGCUGUUGAGGCUGACCAGGGCCAGUAUUUGUGUGUGGCCACAAGCAUAGCUGGAGAACAAGAAAUCAAAUAUGAAGUUGAAAUCUUAGUCCCACCAUUUGUGGAAGGUGGGGAUGAGCUCUUGGAUUACAUUGUGAUUCUCCAUAGCCCUUUGGAGCUGGAUUGUUCAGCAACAGGGACACCCUCACCAACUAUCACGUGGUUGAAAGAUGGUCAACCAAUUGAAGAGGGAGCUGGACAUAAGAUCUUAUCAAAUGGACAGAAACUUCUCAUCUCUCGAGCCCAAGUGUCAGACACUGGCCGCUAUAAAUGUGUGGCUGCAAAUAAGGCAGGAGAACAUGGAAGGGAAUUUGAUGUUACCGUGCAUGUUCCUCCAACCAUCAAAUCAUCUGGGACUUCUGAGAGAGCUGUGGUGAUAUACAAACCUGUGACUCUACAGUGCAUAGCCAAUGGCAUUCCAAGCCCUUCCAUAACUUGGUUAAAAGAUGGUCAACCAAUAAAUACAGCCAGAGGAAAUAUAAGACUGGAGUCUUCAGGCCGUAUUCUGCAAGUUGUCAAGGCCCUGCUGGAAGAUGCUGGUCGAUACACUUGUGUGGCAACAAAUGCUGCAGGAGAAGCCCAGCAGCACGUCCGGCUUCACGUGCACGAACCACCCAGUCUGGAAGAUGCAGGGAAAAUGUUAAAUGAAACAGUGGUGGUGAAUAAUCCAAUCCAUCUUGAAUGCAGAGCAUCUGGGAACCCCUUGCCAGCCAUCACCUGGUAUAAAGACAACCGCCCAGUUGCCGCUGCCGCCGGCGCCUCCUUCCUGCAGAGGGGACAGGUCCUGCAGAUUGAGGGGGCUCAGGUCUCAGACACCGGCCUCUAUAGGUGUGUGGCUGUCAACACAGCAGGCACAGCUGAGUUGUUUUACAGUCUUCAGGUUCAUGUGCCACCAUCAAUCUCUGGCAACAGUGACAUGGUGACAGUGGUGGUCAAUAACCUGGUGCGACUGGAGUGUGAAGCCAGAGGCAUCCCUGCACCUAUUCUGACUUGGCUAAAAGAUGGUAGCCCUGUUUCCAGCUUUAGUGACGGGCUCCAGGUUCUGUCUGGGGGCCGAGUCCUGGCACUGACCAGUGCUCAGAUCAGUGACACAGGGAAAUACACUUGUGUUGCAGUCAAUGCUGCGGGCGAGAGCCAGAGAGACGUUGAUCUCAGGGUUUAUGUUCCACCAGACAUCAUGGGGGAGGAGCAGAAUGUCUCUGUGCUCAUGGGCCGAGCAGUGGAGCUGCUCUGCCAGGGCAACGCUGUCCCCCCACCCGUGCUGAUGUGGCUCAAGGACGGGCGGCCCUUGCUGAAGAAGCCAGGUCUCAGCAUCUCUGAAGAUGGAAGCCUACUGAAGAUUGAAGGCGCUCAAGUACAGGACACUGGUCGUUACACUUGUGAAGCUACAAAUGUUGCUGGGAAAACGGAAAAGAACUAUAAUGUCAAUAUUUGGGUGUCACCAAGUAUUUAUGGCUCAGAUGACACCUCUCAACUGACAGUGAUUGAAGGGAGCUUGAUAAGCCUGAUAUGUGAGUCCAGUGGCAUCCCACCACCCAGUCUCACCUGGAAAAAGAAUGGCUCUCCACUGGUGGCUGACCUUUCAGGAAGGGUGCGGAUCUUGUCCGGAGGCAGACAGCUACAGAUUUCAAUUGCUGAAAAGUCUGAUGCUGCAUCUUACUCUUGUGUUGCCUCAAAUGUAGCUGGAAGUGCAAAGAAGGAAUACAGCUUGCAAGUAUACAUUCGACCGACUAUACUGAACAGCGGCAGCCACCCGUCAGAAGUGGUGGUCACCCAGGGAAGUGAGAUCUCCCUGGAGUGCCAGGCCCAGGGCACUCCCCAGCCAGCAGUGUCCUGGCUGAGGGACGGGCGCGCGCUGCCGGGGAGCGGGGACAUCGCCCUGCGCCACCAGGGCCGCGUCCUGCACCUGCGGAACGCCCGGGUGUCCGACACCGGCCGCUACGUCUGCGUGGCUGCCAACGUGGCAGGGCUGGCUGACAUGAAAUACGAUUUAAGUGUUCAUGUUCCCCCAAGUAUUGCUGGUGACCUGCAGAUGCCUGAAAACAUCAGCAUUGUGGAGAAGAAUCCUGUCUCCCUGAUCUGUGAAGCUUCAGGAAUUCCCCUGCCAUCAAUAACGUGGCUCAGGAAUGGAUGGCCCGUCACUUCCAACAGCUCACUGCGAAUCCUCUCAGGAGGCAGAGCGCUCCGCCUGACGCACACGCGCGUGGCGGAUGAAGGUCGGUACACCUGCGUGGUCACCAAUGCUGCAGGAGAAGUGAGGAAGGAUUUUGACCUUUCUGUUCUAGUGCCUCCAGGGAUUGUGGGUGAAAAUAAACUGGAAGAUGUGAAAGUGAAAGAGAAGCACCGGGUUACCUUAACAUGUGAAAUGACAGGGAACCCUGUACCUCAGAUCUCCUGGAUGAAGGAUGGCCAAGCUCUGGCUGAGGAUGGAGAUCACAAGUUUCUCUCCAGUGGGCGUUUCCUGCAAAUCACCAACGCUCAAGUCACUGACACAGGGAGAUACACGUGUAUUGCAUCCAAUACAGCUGGAGAUAAAAGCAAAAGUUACAGUCUUAAUGUGCUUGUGUCUCCAACCAUUGUGGGUGCAGACAGCCAGGGAAAGGCAGAAGAUGUCACUGUAAUCCUCAACAGCCCAACAUCCUUGGUGUGUGAGGCUUACUCAUACCCUCCAGCUACAAUCACCUGGCUGAAAGAUGGUAAUCUUUUAGAGUCAAACAGCAACAUCCGCAUUUUGCCAGGUGGUCGAACUCUGCAGAUUCUGAACGCGCAGGAGGACAAUGCUGGCAGAUACACCUGUAUAGCCACAAAUGAGGCUGGGGAAACUUUGAAACACUAUGAAGUGAAAGUCUACAUUCCACCCACCAUUAAGAAAGGGGGUAUCUCAGGGAUGGGUCUGUCCCCUAAGGAAGUGAAGAUCAAAGUAAACCACAGCCUUACCCUGGAGUGUGAAGCCCACGCCGUUCCUGCUGCUGCCAUCAGCUGGUACAAGGAUGGACAGCCCCUCAGCCCUGAUGAGCAUGUCCUUGUCCAAGCUGGUGGCCGAGCUCUGCAGAUUAAGGAGGCCCAAGUGUCAGACACCGGUCGCUACAGUUGUCUGGCAUCCAACAUUGCUGGAGAGGAUGAACUGGAAUUUGAUGUAAAUAUACAAGUUCCUCCUAUUUUCCAAAAGCCUUACAAGGAAUGGGAAGCUGGUAACACAGUGGAUGCAGGGAGAGCUGGAGAAAGCAAAGAUGUGAUUGUGAACAAUCCCCUUUCUCUGUACUGUGAGACCAAUGCUGUUCCUCCUCCAGUUCUUACGUGGUAUAAAGAUGGCUUUCCCCUGAGCUCUAGUGAUAAAGUACUCAUAUUACCAGGAGGCAGAGUGUUGCAGAUCCCGCGGGCACAGGCUGAAGAUGCUGGGAGGUACAUGUGUGUGGCAGUCAACGAAGCCGGGGAGGAUUCCAUUCAGUACGACGUCCGUGUGCUCUUGCCACCAUCCAUCAGUGGAGCUGAUGGUGACCAGCCUGAAGAAGUGACUGUGCUUGUGAACAAGGUUGCAGUGAUGGAGUGUGUUGUGAGUGGCAGCCCUUCUCCCAGGAUUGCCUGGCACAAGGAUGGCCACCUCCUAGCAGAAGAUGACAAGCACACAUUUUUGUCCAGUGGAAGGAGGUUACAGAUUUUGAAUUCCCAAAUAACAGAUACUGGCAGGUAUGUCUGCAUUGUGGAGAACAUAGCUGGAAGUGCCAAAAAGUAUUUUAAUCUAAAUGUUCAUGUUCCGCCAAGCGUUGUUGGUGCUAAUCCUGAGAAUCUGACUGUGGUAGUGAAUAAUUUCAUCUCUCUGACUUGUGAGGUCACUGGCUUCCCACCUCCUGAUCUCAGCUGGCUCAAGAAUGGCAAACCUAUCAGUUCAAAUACCAACACUUUUAUUGUGCCUGGUGCUCGGACGCUGCAGAUUCCCCGAGCCAAACUACCAGAUGAGGGUGAAUACACCUGUAUUGCCAGGAACCAAGCUGGGGAAAGUCAGAAGAAAAGUUUCCUGAAUGUCCUUGUGCCCCCAAGCAUCAAAGACCCCAGUGGGAGCUCUCUGGUGGUGCUGAACGUGCGCGUGGGCAGCCUGGUGGUGCUGGAGUGUGAAUCCAACGCUGUUCCCCCGCCCAUCAUCACCUGGUACAAGAACAGGCGCAUGAUCUCGGAGUCGGCGCGUCUGGAGGUCUUAGCAGAUGGGCAGACCUUGCAAAUCAAGGGUGCAGAGGUUUCUGACACGGGCCAGUAUGUGUGCAAAGCCAUUAAUAUUGCAGGGAGAGAUGAUAAAAAUUUCCAUCUUAAUGUUUAUGUGCCCCCAGAUAUAGAAGGCCCCGAAGAAGAGCUGGUCAAUGAAACUGUCAGCAAUCCUGUCACCUUUGUGUGUGAUGCUACUGGGAUUCCUCCCCCAACAUUAGUGUGGCUUAAGAAUGGAAAACCAAUAGAAAACUCUGAUUCUCUUGAAGUUCACAUUUUGUCUGGUGGAAGCAAGCUCCAGAUUGCUCGCUCUCGGCUUCUAGACAGUGGGACCUACACGUGUAUUGCCUCAAAUAUUGAGGGAAAAGCUCAGAAAAGUUAUAAGCUUUCUAUCCAAGUUCCUCCUAGUAUUGUUGGCUCUGAAAUGCCUAGUGAGGUCAGUGUCCUCCUGGGGGAGAGCAUCCAGCUUGUCUGCCACGCCGACGGAGUGCCCACGCCUCGUCUGCAGUGGCUCAAAGAUGGAAAGCCAGUUGCCAGUGAUGAUUUACAAAGAAUAAGAGUAACUCCAGAUGGCAGCACAUUAAACAUUUUCAGAGCUCUCAGUUCUGAUACAGGAAAAUACACUUGUGUGGCUACUAACCCUGCAGGAGAGGAAGACAGAAUUUUCAACUUGAAUGUAUAUGUUCCUCCAGCAAUAGCCAAUCAUAAAGAUGAACCAGAGGACCUCACUGCCCUUUUGGACACCUCCCUAAAUAUUGAAUGUACUGCUACUGGAACCCCACCACCACAGAUAAACUGGCUAAAGAAUGGCCUUCCUCUGUCUGUCUCCUCCCAAAUCAGGUUGCUGUCAGCUGGGCAAAUUCUCAGGCUUGCCCGAGUACAGAUACCUGACACUGGUCUGUACACUUGUGUAGCAUCUAACAGGGCUGGAGUGGACAACAAACACUACAACCUUCAGGUUUUUGUGCCACCAAGCCUGGAUAAUGCAGGAGGAACAGAGGAGGUGACAGUAGUCAGAGGCACUUCAGCAUCCAUGAAGUGUCUGACUGAUGGCACUCCUGCCCCCACCAUGUCCUGGUUUAAAAACGGGCAGCCUUUAAGCCUCGGAGCUCACCUGACAUCGAGGAACCAAGGAAUGGUCCUUCAUUUUGUAAAGGCAGAGGUCGGCGACACGGGCAAAUACACUUGUGUGGCAUCCAAUGAAGCUGGAGACACCAGCAAGCACUUUGUCCUCAAUGUGCUGGCACCACCUCACAUCAAUGGCUCAGAGCAACCAGAAGAGCUCUCUGUCAUCGUUAACAACCCUCUUGAACUUCUCUGCAUCUCUUCUGGCAUUCCAGUCCCCAGAAUCUCAUGGAUGAAGGACGGGCGCCCACUUCUGGAGAGCGACAAUGUUCAUGUCCUAAGAGAGGGUCUUCAAAUAACCAGUGCCCAGGUGGAGGACACAGGAAGAUACACAUGUUUGGCAUCUAGCCCAGCAGGAGAUGAUGAUAAGGAAUAUUUAGUAAGAGUGCAUGUUCCUCCUAACAUUGCUGGUACCAGUGGCCCACAGGAUGUCACUGUGCUGCAGAACAGACAAGUUCUCCUGGAGUGCAAGUCUGAUGCUGUGCCACCUCCAACAAUCUCAUGGCUUAAAAAUGAAGAACUCCUAGAGGGAAGUCCCCGAGUUCGAAUCCUGUCCAGCGGGCGGUACCUGCAGAUCAACAACGCUGAGCUCAGCGACACAGCGACCUACACCUGCGUGGCCAGCAACGUGGCAGGAAGAGUGACCAGGGAGGUCCUGCUGACUGUACAUGUGGCUCCUACAAUCCGAAGCAGUCCCCAGGCUGCUGUGGUGCAUAUAAAUGCUUCUGCUGUUCUGGAAUGUGCUGCAGAAGGAGUCCCAGCCCCCAGGAUUACGUGGAGGAAGGAUGGGGCUAUUUUUACUGGAAACAACACAAGAUACUCCAUGUUAGAGGAUGGAUCUCUACACAUCCACUCAGCACACGUUACUGACACAGGAAGAUAUGUGUGUAUGGCAACCAAUUCAGCUGGCACUGAACGCAAACGAAUUGAUCUGCAGGUUCUUGUUCCUCCAACUAUUGCUCCUGGACAUACAAAUAUUACAGUUACUGUAAAUGUGCAGACCACUCUGCCUUGUGAAACCACUGGAAUCCCCAGACCAGCAAUUAGCUGGAAGAAGAAUGGGCAUUUGCUUAGUGUUGACCAGAACCAGAAUACAUACAGACUUCUAUCUUCAGGUUCCUUAGUGAUCAUUUCUCCCACUGUGGAUGACACUGCUGUCUACGAGUGCUCUGCAUCAAAUGAUGCAGGAGAAGAUCAAAGAGCAAUUGAACUCACUGUUCAAGUGCCCCCAUCCAUAGCAGAUGAGGCCACAGACCUUUUGGUCACAAAGCUGUCUCCAGUAGUGAUUUCCUGCACCGCAUCUGGGGUUCCUGUCCCCUCUGUUCAUUGGACCAAAAAUGGCAUCAAGCUGCUUCCCAGAGGAGAUGGCUACAGAAUUCUCUCUUCAGGUGCUGUUGAAAUCACAGCGGCGGAGCUGGCGCACGCGGGCCGGUACACCUGCCUGGCCCGCAACGCCGCGGGCACCGCGCACCGGCACGCCACGCUCACCGUGCAGGAACCACCAGUUAUCCAGACUCAGCCAGGGGUGCUGGAUGUCAUUGUGAACAAUCCCAUUCUACUGCCCUGCAAGGCCACGGGCACACCAUGGCCCAUCAUAACAUGGCAAAAGGAGGGCAUCAAUGUCAUCACAGCAGGUGACAGUUACAUGGUCCUUCCAAGUGGCAGUUUACAGAUUGCAAAAUCAACUGUUGAAGAUGCUGGCACUUACAUGUGUAUUGCUCAAAAUCCAGCUGGCACUGCUCUGGGGAAGAUCAGAUUGAAAGUUCAAGUUCCUCCUGUUAUCAAGUCUCACGUCAAGGAAUAUGUUGUUCCUGUUGAUCAGUCUGUCACUCUGCAGUGUGAGGCUGAGGGCUACCCUGCUCCAGAAGUCAGUUGGCACAAAGAUGGACAGCAAAUAACAGAGUCCAUUAGAAGAAGAGUUCUUAGCACUGGAGGACUGCAGAUCGUGUUUGUGCAGCCCGGCGAUGCUGGCCAGUACACGUGCAUAGCAGCAAACCUGGCUGGGUCCAGCACUGCCAGCGUGGAGCUCACUGUGCACAUUCCACCCAAGAUUCGCGGCACAGAGGCACAGUACGCGGUCACGGAGGACUCCCAGGCUGUUCUGUCCUGUGUGGCUGAGGGGAUUCCAACACCCACAGUUAAAUGGAAGAAGGACAAUACCCUGUUAACAGAGAAAGGAGGAAAAUACCAGGCUAUGCCAGAUGGACAUCUCGUUUUGGACAGUGUUGUUCCUGAAGAUUCUGGCAGUUACACCUGUAUUGCCAGCAAUGCUGCUGGGGAAGACACCCACACCAUCACCCUGGUAGUUCAUGUGCUUCCAGCUUUUACUGAGCUGCCUGGAGAUGUAGCUUUGACUAAAGGAGAGCAGCUCAAACUGACUUGCAAAGCAACAGGGAUACCUGUGCCCAAAAUAACAUGGACCUUUAACAAUAACAUCAUUCCAGUGCAAUAUGAUGAUGUCAAUGGACACAGUGAACUUGUUAUCGAAAGAGUAUCUAAAGAUGACUCUGGUACCUAUGUAUGCACAGCAGAAAACACAGUUGGCUCAAUCAAAGCUAUUGGUUUUGUGUACGUCAAAGAACCUCCAGUCUUCAAAGGGGAUUACCACUCUAGCCGGAUUGAGCCCUUGGGUGGCAAUGCUAUGUUGAAUUGUGAAGUCAGAGGAGAUCCACCUCCAACUAUCCAGUGGAGCAAAAAAGGAGUUGGUGUUCAGAGUAACAGCAGGAUCCGACAGCUCAACAACGGUUCUCUUGCUAUCUAUGGCACUGUGAAUGAAGAUGCUGGUGACUACAAGUGUGUGGCUACCAACGAUGCUGGCGUGGUGGAACGCAGCCUGACACUGACACUGCAGAGUCCUCCAGUCAUUACUGUUGAACCUGUGGAGACAGUGAUUGAAGCUGGUGCCACAGCAGUGCUGAACUGCCAGGCACAUGGAGAGCCCCUUCCAACCAUCAAGUGGUCCCGCCAGGGUCUCCCAGUUGUGGGUGACGAGCGAGUGACCAUCCUGUCCAACGGCUCCUUGCGCCUCGUGGCGGCACAGAAGGAAGACACGUCUGAGUACGAGUGCGUGGCGAGGAACCUGCUGGGAUCUGUUCUUGUCAGGGUGCCUCUGACUGUCCAGGUGCACGGUGGGUUUUCUGACUGGCUGGAAUGGCGGGCGUGCAGCGUCACCUGUGGGCAAGGUGUUCAGGAGCGCGUCCGGCAGUGCAACAACCCGCUGCCGGCCAACGGCGGGAGGAGCUGCGAGGGGCCGGAGACGGACAUGAGGAGCUGCCACAACCAGCCCUGCCCAGUGGAUGGCAACUGGUCGGAGUGGGGGUUAUGGGAGGAAUGUUCCAAGAGCUGUGGACAAGGCAACAGGACCCGAAGCAGGAGCUGCAGCAACCCCCCCGCCCAGCACGGCGGGAAGCCCUGUGAUGGCAGCCCUGUGGACUCCAUCAUGUGUAAUAUCAGGCCUUGCCCAGUGGAUGGGGAGUGGAGCUCCUGGCUGCCCUGGGGCCCGUGCAGCGAGACCUGCGGGAAGGGCACCCAGAGCCGGGCGCGGCUCUGCAACAACCCGGCUCCGUCCCACCACGGCUCCCCCUGCCCCGGCUUGGAUGCCCAGGUGCAGGUUUGCAGCAACAGGGACUGCCCAGUGGAUGGGAAAUGGGCCGCGUGGAGCAGCUGGAGCUCCUGCUCCGUGUCCUGCGGAGGAGGCAGCAGGCAGAGAACGCGCCAGUGCUCAGACCCAGCCCCGCAGUUCGGGGGUCACAAGUGCGAAGGAAACGACAUGCAGGUGGAUUUCUGCAACAGCGAUCCCUGCCCCGUUCAUGGCAGCUGGGGCCCCUGGAGCAGCUGGGGAACCUGCAGCCGGACGUGCAACGGGGGCCAGACGAGGCGGUACCGGGCGUGUGACAACCCGCGCCCCGCCAGCGGCGGCAGGGCCUGCGCGGGGCCCGACAUGCAGACCCAGCGCUGCAGCCCCGAGCCCUGCCCCGUGGAUGGGAACUGGGGGCAGUGGCAAACCUGGAGCCCCUGCUCUGCUUCCUGUGGAGGAGGAGAGCAGACCCGGAGGCGCUUGUGCAGCAACCCAGCCCCCCUGAACCGCGGGCGUCCUUGUCCUGGGGACUCCUCCCAGAUAUCCAGGUGUAACACCCAAGCGUGUCCUGGUGGGCCAGCCCGUGCCAAAGGCAGCAUCAUUGGAAACAUCAACGAUAUUGAAUUUGGAAUUGCCUUCCUGAAUGUCACAGUAACAGACAGUCCUGACUCUGAAACUAGAGUGAUACAAGCAAAGGUUACAAAUGUCCCCCGGAGCCUUGGUCCAGCGAUGAGGAAGCUGGUUUCCAUACUCAGCCCAGUUUACUGGACAACUGCAAAGGAAAUUGGGGAGGCAAUGAAUGGUUUUACACUCACUGAUGGGGUCUUCAAGAGAGAAACUCAAGUGGAGUUUGCAACGGGUGAGAUCCUGCGAAUGACGCACGUUGCCCGGGGCCUGGAUUCAGACGGGGCGUUGCUGCUGGAUGUUGUUGUGAGUGGCCACGUGCUGCAGCUCCAGGCAGCAGCUGAUGUUGAUGUGAAGGAUUACACAGAGGACUAUAUUCAGACUGGCCCUGGGCAACUCUAUGCCCAUUCAAGAAAGAUGCCUUUCUUGGUGGAAACACUCCACACUUCCUCUAUCACAACAGAGUACAACCCUCUGGAAGAAGCUGUGGCUUUUAAAAUCCAUGCUUCCAUUGCAAAAGGAGAUCGCAGCAAUCAAUGUCCUGAUGGGUUUGGUUUGGACUCAACUGGGCCUUACUGCUCAGAUGAAGAUGAAUGUGCUCUGCGAAAUCCUUGUUCCCAUACCUGUCACAACACCAUGGGAUCUUACUACUGCUCCUGUCCAAAAGGCCUCACCAUCUCUGCAGAUGGUAGAACGUGUCAGGAUAUUGAUGAGUGUGCCUUAGGUGGACACACCUGCCACGCUGGCCAGGACUGUGAGAACAUCAUUGGCUCGUACCGCUGUGUGGUGAGAUGUGGGAGUGGCUUCAGGAGAACAGCUGAUGGAUUUAGCUGCCAAGAUGUGAACGAGUGUCAAGAGUCCAACUCCUGCCAUCAGCGCUGCUUCAACACCAUCGGCAGCUUCCACUGUGGGUGUGAGCCAGGAUUCCAGCUGAAGGGCAGGAAAUGCGUGGAUGUGAAUGAGUGCAGGCAGAAUGUAUGCAGGCCUGAUCAGCUUUGCAAAAACACCCGUGGUGGCUAUAAGUGCAUUGAUCUGUGUCCCAGUGGAAUGACCAAAGCAGAAAAUGGAACGUGUAUUGACGUCGAUGAGUGCCGGGACGGGACCCACCAGUGCCGCUACAACCAGCUGUGUGAGAACACCCGAGGCAGUUACCGCUGCGCGUGUCCCCGGGGACACCGCUCCCAGGGCGUCGGCAGGCCUUGUGUGGACAUAGAUGAGUGUGAAACCAGAGAUACCUGCCAGCACGAAUGCAGAAACACCCUGGGAAGUUACCAGUGCACUUGUCCAUCUGGUUACCGCCUGAUGCCCAAUGGCAAAACCUGCCAAGAUAUUGAUGAAUGCCUCGAGCAAAACAUUAAUUGUGGACCAAAUCAGAUGUGUUUCAACAUGAGGGGAAGCUACCAGUGCAUCGACACACCUUGUCCACCCAACUACCAGCGAGAGCCUCUGUCAGGGUUCUGCCUGAAAAACUGCCCGGCCAAUGACCUGGAGUGUGACCUGAGCACCUACGCCUUGGAAUACAAGCUCCUCUCCCUGCCCUUCGGCAUAGCUGCCGGCCAGGAUCUCAUCCGCCUGGUUGCCUACACCCACGACCAAGUCAUGCACCCAAGAACAACGUUCUUGAUGGCAGAGGAGGACCCAGCAGUGCCCUUUGCCCUGAGAGAUGAGAACCUGAAGGGCGUUGUGUUCACCCGGCGGGCGCUGCGGGAGCCCCAGACGUACCGCAUGGCGGUCAGAGCCCUGUCCUACGGCGCCGACGGCAGCGUUGAGUACCAGACAACUUUCAUCCUUUAUAUCGCCGUGUCAGCCUACCCCUACUGA